CUACCUCCGUCACUUCGCUCGCACGGACGCAGAAAGCACCACGGAUCACAUCGACACCCCCGCGGAAGUACACAGAGUACGAGUUCCACACUCCUGCAGACACACGAGUGGAUAUCAUGCUCAGUCCCUUGGCAACAGGCGAUGACACGUCUGCUGCCCUUGCGGUAGUCAAAGCAACUGUUGGCCAGAAGGCGGAACUGUUAUCACUUGCUGGAGACGCUCUGUGCCUUGCAGUCACGGCGCUCCACCUCAGUGAACCGACACAUCGUGUUUCGAAGCAAAAGGGUACAGAAAAUGCUCCACCCAUUAUAUCGCUUGACCAAGUUGCAUGGCACGACCAUAGCGCCGACUGCUGGGUCGUCAUCUACGACAGGAUCUACGACAUCACAGACUUCCUGCAAAAGCACCCCGGUGGCGAAGAGAUACUGCUGGAGUACGCGGGUCGCGACGCCACGUUGGCAUUCCGAGGUAUCGGCCACGGGGUGGAACUUUUGCAGGUCCUGGAGCGGCGAUUUUUGGGCGUCCUACCCGAAUCUGAGCGCAUCUACCACACUCUAGGCGGAAAGCUUGCUGGCUUCAGGCCUUCCUAAUGUGUUCGAAUGUAUGCCCCCGCAAUAUAAACUGGGCUGGACUCUGUCCAAGGCAUCUUGGGCGCAUCACUCCAUGAGUAGGCAACCUUACGGAAGGGACUACAUGAUGGAAGGCACAGGCGAACUCUGGUAGUAGGCCGCAGACUUGCUGGCUGUCUGCCUGUACUUACACUGCUUAUCUUCCUAAAUCAUAAGUUAAUUAAUUCGUCUAUAAGGCCUAUAUAUAAAAGGCAUGAAUAUAAGUUAUGCAAUAGGUCACGAACGUGAAAGCAGUCUUUUGUUUCAGUGCAUCCUCCAUAUUCUGCGAAUAUUGAAAGCUUUCCAAGUGGAUUUGUGAGGUAUAGCUUACUGCUUGAAGCAGGUUUACGACGGUUGACUAGUUUUGCUUAUUAUUUGUAGAAGACUGUGCCGAUUGUCGGGCUCGACGCAGCAUAUGAUAACGUAGGACAGGAAUGGAAUACGGGAGAAAAUAUGAGAAGUUAACAGUACAAAACUUACAUAACGAAAUGAAAGACUAUCACUGGAUUCUCUAACACCUGUUUUUUAAACUAGAAAUCUAUCUCUUAGGAAACAGAUAAAUCAAAUACAAAUGUCAUUAAUGAAUGCUUAGGAAUAUAAUCGCUGUUUAUUUUCCAGAACCACAUAAAAUUAAUUCUUUCGGCAAAUUGCUGAGAUAACGAAUGGCGGUACGUACGUGUAGAUAAGACUACGCCAUAGAAAGUUAAAUGUUCUUCUUCUGUGGCUUAUUUUACAUUUUGUUUACACGACUUAAUUUAACUAACAAUUCGUCAUACUAAAAUGUAUGAAAACAUAUGAUAAAUUUUGAAGUAGCCUAGAGGAUUGAGACAAUUGAAGUUAAAACUACGUUUUACAGCGAUCUUAGCUUAUCACAGUUAACAAUCUAAUUUCGAGUUUGUUAAAACUUUGCCAGAACAAAGUGAGAAUGGGGCUGAAAUUUGGUUCAAGACUAACUCAAUAAAAGAUUUUCACUCAUUGUUUCGGUGACAAAAGAGACACAGAGGCAAAAAUAGAGAUUUAAAGAAACAAAAUAUAAUAUUCUCUUCCUUUCUUUUACAUUUUGCUUCUCACACUUUCUAUCAAGCAAUAUAUAAACAACAAAAUUGUUGCAUAAGUACUCAGUCUCCAGGUCACCAGAGAUGACAGCAACUCUCUUUCAUCAUGCUACAUCUGUCUUAAUUAUCUUCACAUUCAGAUCGAAACUUGCUACUACGAGUAUCCGAGAGCAUUCUGAAAGGCUUACAUUUUCAGUGGUUCUAGUAGAUAUAUAAAGAAAAUAGUGUAAACUACUAAUUCAGUCAAGGUCUUUCCAGUUUCGCUCAGAUAUGUUUUUGAUUGCUUAAUGGCUCUACACCUUCGGUUGACCUUGACAGGCGUUUAUGAUAUUUAUAAUAUUGCGUGAGGGAGUGACUGUACAUGUGUAUAUGUGUUUGUGUGCUGGAUUAUGUAAACAACAAUCUGACCUUGAAAAUGUCGCAAGUAAAGCUGACUGCAAGACGUAAAACCCAUGAUAAGAAGUGGUAGAGAAGCGGCACAUUUUUAAUAACAAAAAAUAAAGAAUAUGAAGAUUCAUUUUCAAGUUGUAAUUACAGUAUUAUAAAUUAUGUUCUAACUUAAUAUUUAACUUAACUAUCAGUAACUUAAUUUUGUGUACUGUAUGUCUUUAUAUCAAACAUGGAUACGUGAUAAAGCACCAGAAACCUUUUUCAAUGUAUUUUUCCUGCAAGCUGAAAAUUUAACUAAAUUUGAUGGAGGUACAAACAUAUUUCGUAUCCCUUAAAUUUAUGUACUUAAUAUUAUUGAACAUUUCACAUGUUAUAAAAUAUACAGCAGUAUUGUAGAUAUCUGUUAGUUCACGUAUGCUUUUAUUUAAUAAUGUUAUAGAUUGAACUUGUAAGGUGUUUAAUUUGUAACGUGAUAUCUGAAGAAAAUAUAAGCCACAAAAGCUGUAUUA
Cryptotermes secundus is the source of this 2562-nucleotide messenger RNA. Its product is annotated as cytochrome b5. Bases 117 to 590 code for a protein of 157 amino acids. The record is from RefSeq and is a predicted model, not a curated record. The transcript is spliced from 4 exons. Lineage: Eukaryota; Metazoa; Arthropoda; Insecta; Blattodea; Kalotermitidae. Gene Ontology annotation, molecular function: heme binding. Gene Ontology annotation, cellular component: membrane; intracellular membrane-bounded organelle.